AUGAAAUUGUUCGAUGAAGCAAUUGCAAUGAAUAAUUACACUACAAAGAAUCAUAAUUCUUUUGGAAGAGAAUAUAUGGUUGAGAAGUUCAACACUGCGUUCAACAUAAAUAUAACUUAUGGUUAUUUUAAGAAUAAGCUUGAUGAAUUCAAAAAAAAUUACAAGAGAUGGAAAGCUCUUAUGAGUUUCAUUGAUAUUUCGGUGGAUCCUGAGGCAUCCAUGAUCUAUGCAUCUGACGCAUGGUGGAAAGAGCGUGAACUGGGAUGCAAAAUAACAAAGGCUUUUAACCGAAAACCCCCAGAUUUUUGGGAUGUGAUGGUGCAAUGUUUCAUAUUACAUGAUGUCCAAUCACAAUCUCCACAUUCUGCGGGCCAAAGAAGAAGAAAGUUGGUAAACGAGCAUGAGGACGACUUUCAUGGCUCUGACACUGAUAGAGGUGAUAUGCUCGAAACACUAGUUCCUGAGACACAAGAAGAGGAAGACAUAUAUCGUUUAAUAGUUGAUGAUAUUACACCAUGUGUCACAAAAGCGCCAGCAACGAUCAAGGCAAAUUUGCAGACAAACGCUAGGCGUGGGAGUCAAACGUCACGACCUUCUGAUGGUAGUGGUUCACGAGUAGGUCGGAGAAGACAAUCGUUUGAAACAACAAUACAAGACACCAUAGCUGGAUAUACAGAUUUACAACAACUUCGCCUAGGUGCUUUUGACAAAAAUGACUACGACGAGUGGAAAAAAGCAGAAGCCAUAUUCCUUGAUUUAGAAAUUCCAAAAAGCAAAUUUUAUUGGGUAUGCCUUAAUACACUGAAAGAGUUAGUAUUUUGGCAAAAGUAUUUUAUUGAUAUAGCUGGAAGCAGUGACGAGGAUAAGCUACAACUGCUAGAAACGAUAACUGGUGUUUCCCAAAACAACGAAGAUGCUCGGGACCAUCAUAUGGAAGUCCACAUUUAUAAGGACUAUCAUCUGGCUAACCGUCCUCGGUGGGUAACAGUACAAGAGGAUUGUGGGUACCAAAUUGUCAACAAUGGGGGCACACCACCAAAUGCUCAGCAUUGGGAUUCAUCCCAAGCUGCUCCACAAUGGGGAACACCACCAACUGCUCAACCGUGGGGCACACCACCAAAUGCUCAACAAUGGUGCACACCACUGAACUUUCAACAAUGUGGCACACCACUGAAUGCUCAACAAUGGGGCACACCACCGAAUGCUCCACAAUGGACCACAUCACCAAAUAAUUCACAAUGUAGGUUUUCACCAAACCAAACACAAAAUUAUCAACAAGGGGGGUCAUCAGGAACAACUCCGACCAAUGUUCAAUAUGAAUUUUCAGUUGGAAGUCAAGAACAAAGUUUGAGAAAUUCUCAACAAGAUAUUUCAGAUUCUGCAGCUGCAGGAAAUUCAGCAAAUGCUCAAGGAACAUUAUUACAUGGUCUUGAUUUCAUAAAUUAUUAUGAGCCUGCCCGUAAAUCACCAACACCUACACAUGGAGGUCUAUUCAACAUAUGGAGAAGCUUGAUAAAAACAAAUAUAAAUAUAAAUGAAUGUCAUCAAAGUGAUUCAGAAGAUGAUAUAUUUUCUAUUACUGCUUUUUGUAUAUGCCAGAUGAGAGCACAAGGAUUGGAGAAUCUAAGUUACGAAGAGAGAAUUCAAUUGUGGAAUUUGAAAAAUGAGCAAUUUACAGAGUUGGUAAUUCAACCAACACUCACUUACAAUCAGAGAUAUUUUGAAAAGCACAAGAGGUUUGGGAUGGAGAAAUAUAUUUGGCAUCGACUGCAAGACAAUGAUGCUGCUUAUCUUCAGAUAUUGCGAAUGUCAUUGCCAUGUCAUUGCCAUGUUUCACAACAUUGUGUGAUACGCUUCAAACAAAUUAUGGACUACAACCAACAUUAA
Molecule: messenger RNA, 1887 nt
Organism: Thlaspi arvense
Lineage: Eukaryota; Viridiplantae; Streptophyta; Magnoliopsida; Brassicales; Brassicaceae
Source: the annotation of a GenBank genome assembly